Messenger RNA from Vigna radiata var. radiata (mung bean), 626 nucleotides. RefSeq lists its product as uncharacterized. Bases 137 to 592 code for a protein of 151 amino acids. Lineage: Eukaryota; Viridiplantae; Streptophyta; Magnoliopsida; Fabales; Fabaceae. The transcript has 2 exons. The record is from RefSeq and is a predicted model, not a curated record.
AUGAUGUGACAUCAGAAUUGGAUUUAGGGUUAAAUGGGAUCAGAAAUUAGAAAUUGGGAUUUAGGGUUGUGGAAUUGAGAUUGGGGAUUUGUUGCGACAGUCCUCCCGUCACCGCCACCGCGACAGUCCUCCCGCCAUGUUCACGGCGUCACCGGGGCUGCAUCCGGUCACUUCUUCUCCGCGCGUAACCGGCCCCAACUCCGAGAUCCUACCGUUCCCGCCGCCUUCACUGCUCGUCGUCGCAACGACCUGGACCGACGAGGUUGCCGGCGCCUUCAACGCCACUCUCUCGCGCAAGUCGCCGCCGACCAAGCCAGGGUCGUCGUUCCUCCUCACCGGCCAAGAGCGCCGUCGCGGACCACCAUCAAUCUCGGCCAGAGAUAUUGCCACCAUCACGGACCACCAUCAAUCUCCUCCUCAUCGAUGUUCUCGCCGGAAUCGCUGCCCUCACCAGCACCACAACACCGCUCUCCUUCCUCUCCACUCAAGGGUUUCCUACUUGUCUCUUAAACGCCAAACGCCCUCAGCGACACCCACCGCCGGUGUCGAGGACGAAAACGUUUUCCGAAUGCCGAUUAUUGGCCGAAGAUAGUGGAAAUUUGGCACUUGGUAUUGGAGUCAUUUGG